GUGCCAAAAAUAAAAACAAAAACUAACUCAAAUGCUCAAACCGUAGUUACGUUUAGUCCACCAAUGGUGCAUAACUAGAUAUCUCCAUCUUCUCAGCAUGUCACUUGCAUCAUAACUCAAUAAUGGCACUAUUAAAUAUACCACUAACUACUUCAACAAACCUCCACUAUAUAGUGUCACAAAUACUGAACCAAAACUUCCAUUAAAAGAAAAAAUACUGAACGAAAACUUUGAUUUUAUCUUUUUAAACUUAGAUUUCACAAAAAAAUGGGUUCUCUUGCAACACAAAAACCUCAUGCAAUAUGCAUUCCAUAUCCAGCUCAAGGUCAUAUCAGUCCCAUGCUCAAACUAGCUAAAUACCUUCAUUUUAGAGGUUUUCAUAUCACCUUUGUAAACACUGAAUUCAAUCACAAAAGAUUUCUCAAAUCUAGAGGAUCUGGUAACGCAAUAGACGAUUUUCAGUUCGAGACCAUACCUGACGGACUUCCAGCAUCUGAUUCGGAUUCUACACAAGAUAUCCCAUCUUUAUGUGCUUCGGUUCGAGUGAAUUGUUUGGCUCCGUUCGUUGAUCUUGUAACACGGCUUAACGACUCCCCAGAUGUGCCUAAUGUUUCUUGCAUCAUUUCAGAUGGGGCUAUGAGCUUCACAGUGAAAGCCGCAGAGCAGCUCAAUAUACCGGAAGUAGUUUUUUUUACUACUAGUGCUUGUGGAUUCAUCGGAUAUGUGUAUUACGCUGAGCUCGUUGAAAGAGGUCUAGUACCACUUAAGGAUGAAAGUGAUCUUACGAAUGGAUAUCUUGAUACACCGGUCGAUUGGAUUCCUGGUAUGGAAGGAAUCAUGCGGUUAAAAGAUUUUCCGACGUUUAUCAGAACAACCGAUCCUGAAGCGACCAUGCUGACUGUUAAUAUUGAACAUACAAGUUUGGCAAUGAGAGCUAAAGGUGUAAUACUCAACACUUUCGAAGACUUAGAACCGAAAGUUCUGAAAACAAUCCGAUCUACAUAUCCUGAGGUUCUCACCAUUGGUCCAUUACAUUUAUUGGGACAUCAAAUACCAGAAUCCGAGUCGAAAUCCAUCGGGUCAAGUUUAUGGAAAGAAGAUGCAAGUUGUUUGGAAUGGUUGAAUCAGUGGGAACCAAAUUCAGUUGUUUAUGUGAACUUUGGAAGUAUUACAGUUAUGACAGCACAACAAUUAACUGAAUUUGCUUGGGGACUUGCUAACAGUAAACACCCUUUCUUGUGGAUAAUCCGACCCGACAUGGUAUCCGGUGAUUCGGCAAAAGUACCGGAAGAGUUCUUGGAAGAGACUAAAGGAAGAAGCAUGAUAGCUAGUUGGUGUCAACAAGAACAAGUCCUUGCCCACUCAUCUAUUGGAGGAUUCUUAACGCAUUCAGGAUGGAAUUCAACUCUGGAAAGUAUUUCCGAGGGAAUUCCAAUGAUAUGUUGGCCAUUUUUCGCAGAACAACAGACCAAUUGUCGGUACGUAUGCACCGAAUGGGCAAAUGGUUCUGAAAUUGAUGCAGAUGUGAAGAAAGAUGAAGUGGAGAGGUUGGUUAGAGAAUUGAUGGAUAAAGACAAGGGGAAGGAAAUGAGAAAGAAAGCUUUAGAUUGGAAAGAAAAGGCUCAAUCAGCUGUUAAACCAGGUGGAUCUUCUUACAUGAAUAUCGAAAGACUAAUCAAUCAUGUGUUACUUGGAAACAGUAAUGCAGUUGCAGAAACAAAUGCCAAUUAGUACAAUCUGCUGUGUCCCAUUUGACCAGUCUGUCUGAAAGUUAAAAUUACUAGAGCUGUUGCGAUUGUGGGCUAGAUCCGGAUUCAAUUCCUGCGGCUGCGUAUUUCCUUUCAAAACUAUCAUCUUUUGGGAUAAAAGUCUUAUGCAAAAUGUUUACAUCCAGAAUAGCAAUCAUCUUGUCAAAUGUGUGGCAUCAGUUAAUUUGUUAUUUAGUUCUUGUUAUGGAACCUUUCUUUGUCGCCCUGAAUAAUUUAUUUGUACCCCCUGAAUGAUUUGUACAGAAGUAUUUUAAUUCUCCAAAGCAUUAGUACUUGUAAUUGGA
This is a messenger RNA of Papaver somniferum (opium poppy), 2053 nucleotides long. RefSeq names its product 7-deoxyloganetin glucosyltransferase-like. The transcript is spliced from 2 exons. Lineage: Eukaryota; Viridiplantae; Streptophyta; Magnoliopsida; Ranunculales; Papaveraceae. Bases 268 to 1731 code for a protein of 487 amino acids. The record is from RefSeq and is a predicted model, not a curated record. Gene Ontology annotation, molecular function: UDP-glycosyltransferase activity.